UCAUAUUCAUAUCGCUUUAACAAUCUCUCUCUCUUCUCUCACUCAAACACAGAGACACACAGCUAAGCUUCCCAUCUGAAAAUAGUUUCAUGUCUUUAAGGACCAUAACCUAUCUUUCUCUCUAGCAAUUAAAAAAAACAGAAUAUAGAGAGAGAAACUAUGGCUCACAUAAAGAUCUAACAGAGACAGUAGUCCCACUUCCCCACCACAACACCAUCUUUGAUCAUCAUCAUCAUCAUCAAUGGAUCCGGAUCCAGAUCAUCAUCAAAGACCAAACUUCCCUCUCCAGCUUCUUGAUUCUUCUUCCUCCUCUUCCACUUCCUUAGCCAUCAUCCCAUCAGCUUCCUCUUCCGAACCUAACUCCGACCCUAACGCUCCCUCCAAGAAACCACCUCCGAAGCGAACCUCAACAAAGGACAGACACACCAAAGUCGAAGGCCGAGGCCGUAGGAUCCGUAUGCCGGCCAUGUGCGCCGCACGUGUCUUUCAGCUCACACGUGAGCUAGGUCAUAAAUCCGAUGGUGAAACCAUCGAGUGGCUUCUCCAGCAAGCCGAGCCGGCGGUUAUAGCCGCUACGGGGACUGGAACCAUACCGGCUAACUUCACUUCUCUUAACAUCUCACUUCGUAGCUCAAGAUCCUCUCUCUCUGCUGCUCAUCUUCGUACAACACCGAGCAGCUACUACUUCCACACGCCUGCGAUGGCUCAACAUCAUCAACAGCUUCACCAGGUGCGUCCCAAGAAUGAGUCGCAUUCUUGUUCUUCUUCUCAGCUCGUAGAUCAUAACCAGAUGGGGAACUAUCUAGUACAAUCAACGGCUGGAUCUUUGCCUACUAGCCAGACUCCUGCCACGGCUCCGUUUUGGAGUAGUGGUGAAAAUAAUACGCAGAAUCUAUGGGCUUUUCAUCAUUCAGGUGACGUUUACAACACGAGCGGUGGCGGUGGUGGUGGUGGCGGUGGAGCAGGAGGUGGAGGAGGAGUACAUUUGAUGAACUUUCCAGCGCCCUUUGCUUUGUUUUCCGGACAGCCUUUGGCGUCUGGUUACGGAGGAGGAGAGCAUAACCAUUACGGAGUUUUGUCGGCGUUGAACGCUGCGUACCGGCCGGUUCAUGAGACGGAAAACCAGGAAAACCGCGACGGAGAUCAUCAUCCCAACCAUCAAGAAGAUGGAAGCACAAGUCGUCAUCAUCAUUCCUAGGCCAGAAAAAGAAAACACACACAAACAAUAUAUAUCUGUGAGAUUUGUUUUUUUUUUUUGUUUCGUUUGUUUGAUUGUUUCUAAACAAGCGUGUUUUGUUUUUGCAUUUCCUUUUUCAUAUAUUUUUUUCUUUACAAAUUUCCACGAGUUCUGAUCGGAUUUCAUUAUUCUUCUGAUUAAUGUAUUAAGUACUUAAGAACGUGA
Molecule: messenger RNA, 1402 nt
Organism: Raphanus sativus (radish)
Lineage: Eukaryota; Viridiplantae; Streptophyta; Magnoliopsida; Brassicales; Brassicaceae
Product: transcription factor TCP15
Exons: 1
Coding region: 242-1198 (318 amino acids)
Cellular component (GO): nucleus
Molecular function (GO): sequence-specific DNA binding; DNA-binding transcription factor activity
Source: RefSeq, a predicted model, not a curated record